AGUUCUGAGACGCCGCUUCCAGCUCCGCUUUGGUGUUAUGACUUCGCAGGAUCGAAUUGGCUAAACAGUCGUCACCCGGACCGCAGUCCCCUUGCGGUUUGAGGAAGCAAGACCCCACCGAGCCACCGUAGUCGCCUCUCCAUAGUGGGCGGGGCCAAGGCCGGGGUGACCCUGCCGGAGCUGCCGCUGCCAGAGACAUGUUCAAGGUAAUCCAGAGAUCCAUGGGGCCAGCCAGUGUGAGUCUGCUCACCUUCAAAGUCUAUGCAUCCUCGAAGAAGGACCCUCCUCCCAAGACUUGUGUGAAGGUUAAUGAGCUUUCACUCUACACUGUUCCUGAGGGGCAGUCUAAAUAUGUGGAGGAACCAAGGUCUGCACUUGAAGAAAGCAUCUCACAUUUCCGACAUUAUUGUGAGCCAUAUACAAGAUGGUGUCAGGAAAUGUACUCCCAAACUAAGCCCAAGAUGCAAAGUUUGGUUCAGUGGGGGUUAGACAGCUAUGAUUAUCUCCAAAAUUCACCUCCUGGAUUUUUCCCAAGACUUGGUGUUAUUGGUGCUGCUGGUCUUGUUGGGCUCCUUUUUGCUAGAGGUUCAAAAAUAAAGAAGCUGAUAUAUCCACCUGGUUUCAUGGGAUUAGCUGCCUCUGUUUAUUAUCCACAACAAGCCAUUAUAUUUGCCCAGGUCAGUAGAGAGAAAUUAUAUGACUGGGGUUUACACGGAAUCAUAGUUGUAGAAGACUUUUGGAAGGAGAACUUUCAAAAGCCAGGAAAUGUGAAGAAUUCACCUGGAAAUAAGUAAUACUCCCUGCUCUGCUCAUUUUAAUCAGUUAUAGGCAAACAUUGGAAACUCCAUAAUGUAAACUGUUUCUACAGAAAAAUGACAGAGAAAUCAUUAUUGAAUGUAGCAAAUUUGCUUUCUACUUCAGGACAAACAAUAUACUACACCUCUUUGUUAAUCUUGGAUGCUGGUAUACUACAAAUGGACUAAUCUGAAAUCCUUUCACAUAGAGAUAAUGUACAAGCCUUAGAACUCCUUGUUCUCAUGUUGCUAUUUAUGUACAUAAUUAAAAUUUAAGUUAAAGAA
Messenger RNA from Erinaceus europaeus (western European hedgehog), 1079 nucleotides. It is a transcript of the gene APOO, whose product is annotated as apolipoprotein O. The record is from RefSeq and is a predicted model, not a curated record. Lineage: Eukaryota; Metazoa; Chordata; Mammalia; Eulipotyphla; Erinaceidae. Gene Ontology annotation, cellular component: MICOS complex. The coding region runs from base 198 to 794 and encodes 198 amino acids. The transcript has 9 exons. Gene Ontology annotation, biological process: cristae formation.